UAAAUAAAUCCGAGCAAUCUGGUACCGGUACCGUAGUUUAACUGGUACCGUUAGUAGCGGUACUGGUACCGGUACCGUAGUUUAACUGGUACCGUUAGUAGCGGUACUGGUACCGGUACCGUAGUUUAACUGGUACCGUUAGUAGCGGUACUGGUACCGGUACCGUAGUUUAACUGGUACCGUUAGUAGCGUUACUGGUACCGGUACCAGUCCACCCCAACUACGCCAGAGGACUUCAAGAUGGCGGCCUAUCAGAUGUCAACAAAGGGUGACAACCCCGAGGAGUGUCCAGUGUGCCUGACAGGCUUUGAUGACUUAUUACAGCGGCCACGCACUCUGCCCUGUGGCCACACAGUCUGCACACUGUGCACAGAUAAGCUGAAGGAGCAGGGCCGUGUUACCUGUCCGGAGUGCCGCGUCAGACAUGCCGUGCCCGAGGGCGGGCAGUUCCCUGUCAGCUAUACAAUUGAGGCCUUCAUAAGAAGGCUGAGAGAUGGCAAGGCGGCGGCAGCCUCGCCGCCACCCAGUGCCGGGAAGGGGAAAGGGGCAGCAGGAUCAGCUGGCAAGAAGGGAGCAGCGGGUCUCUCCAAGAAAAUGCGUUCCUUUCUGCAGGAACAGGAGGCCACAGUUGUGGCCGCCAUCACCGCCUGCCAGGAGGCUCAGUCCCAGCUGGACCAGUAUGAGGCCACCCUGACAGGCUGGGGCGAGCGGCAGCAGCAGCUGGAGGACAGCCUCCAGGGACUGAUGGACCAGAGCAGGAGUUCCAGGGAGCUCCUGCAGCAUGAAAAGUUCCGUGUGGCACCGAAGAGGAAGGAGGCAAAGAAGAAGGAGCAGGAGCUGCAGGCUGUGCGGGAGAAGUUGCGCACUACUGCAACAGAGCAAGAGGCAUUCAAGGUUGUGGGUGAAAUGGUUCGUUACGCUAGUGAGGCGGAGCAGGUGUUGAAGGAGUGCCAGCAGUGUUUCCCUGACGCCGGCAUCCUCACCACCGCCAGGAAGUGGGGACCUUGUCAGGCCGAGGACUUCCGCAGUCUGACACAGCGCACCAGGAGCCUGCUGCAGGCUGGCCGGGUGUUUGCUGUGCACCAGGUGGGAGGUCAGCGCCGACGACACGCAAGAAUAAGCCUCGAAGCCGGCCAGCCGUGCCUCCAUGCCUUGACGGACCAUCCCCCGCCACUGGGCGCAUCAACCCUGCAGGCCGAGGACUUCCGCAGUCUGACACAGCGCACCAGCAGCCUGCUGCAGGCUGGCUGGGUGUUUGCUGUGCACCAGGUGGGAGGUCAGCGCCGACGACACGCAAGAAUAAGCCUCGAAGCCGGCCAGCCGUGCCUCCAUGCCUUGACGGACCAUCCCCCGCCACUGGGCGCGUCAACCCUGCAGUGUGACCAGCUCGAAGGAUUUUGUGAUACCUCGCCUCCAAGUUUGUCGUCGAGCCGUCACAAAAUAGCCCGUUUUUUGGCCCUUGUGCCGUGA
Messenger RNA from Eriocheir sinensis (Chinese mitten crab), 1470 nucleotides. Its product is annotated as E3 ubiquitin-protein ligase TRIM13-like. Lineage: Eukaryota; Metazoa; Arthropoda; Malacostraca; Decapoda; Varunidae. Bases 241 to 1470 code for a protein of 409 amino acids. The record is from RefSeq and is a predicted model, not a curated record. Gene Ontology annotation, biological process: protein ubiquitination. The transcript is spliced from 5 exons. Gene Ontology annotation, molecular function: ubiquitin protein ligase activity.